AUGAAUUCAUUGUACAGACCCCAACACAUUUCUAAAUGUAAUCUACUCGCCAAGCGAUUCAUCGGGCUGUCGCAAUGCAGGAGCGCCUCGUUUAAAGUGCAAGACGAUAAGGAUUUCUUCGAAAAAGUGGAAAAGAGCAAGGAGCCCAUCCUGGUCGAUUUCUUCGCUACAUGGUGUGGACCCUGCAAGAUUUUAGAGCCGAGAUUACAGAACGUUAUAGCCCAGAGGAAAGGCGAAAUAACACUGGCUAAAGUUGAUAUAGACGAUUUGGGAGAGCUGGCCGCUAAAUACGAAGUUAGUUCGAUUCCUGCUUUGUAUGUUUUCCAAAAUGGUGAAGUCAAAGAACGCUUGAUCGGGCUGCAAGAUGAAGACAAGCUGAACUCCUGGAUCGAUAAUAACUUUAACAAAAAAUAG
Molecule: messenger RNA, 414 nt
Organism: Phyllotreta striolata
Lineage: Eukaryota; Metazoa; Arthropoda; Insecta; Coleoptera; Chrysomelidae
Source: the annotation of a GenBank genome assembly